Anthonomus grandis grandis is the source of this 2809-nucleotide messenger RNA. RefSeq lists its product as uncharacterized. The record is from RefSeq and is a predicted model, not a curated record. Gene Ontology annotation, molecular function: nucleic acid binding. The transcript is spliced from 2 exons. NCBI's taxonomy places the organism in Eukaryota, Metazoa, Arthropoda, Insecta, Coleoptera, Curculionidae. Bases 1604 to 2623 code for a protein of 339 amino acids.
UCUAAGUAAACCAAACACCAACAGUCUUUGGUAUUAUUACAAUCUAUUCUUUACACAAACAACUCCAACCAACCACCUUCAAGAUGAAAUACUUGGUAUUUGCCCUCGUUGCUCUCUUCGCCAUCACCUCUGCCUACGCUAACUUGAUCGGUGGCGGUAUUUUGGCUCCAGGACUUGUUGCUACCCCCGGAGUAGCUGUAGGAGUUGCACCAGGUGGAGUUUUGGUAGGAAAUGGUGCUUUGCUUGGAAAAGGAGUUGUUGGACUUGGACACGGUGCUAUCCUUGGUUAAAUUCAAGACUGAAUCAACAGCAAGUUUUAUUUGGUUUUCACUGUCAGGCUCAAUCAAAUUAUAGACACAUUUGGUAAAUUCUAAUUAUUUGACUAAUUAAAUUGAUACACCUAAAUUUGUUUUUUUUUUUCGAUAAUUAAGUCUAUGACACUACGACAAUUUUUCUGAGGACUAUCUAAUUGAGAGGAUAAUAGGAUACUCUGAUUUAAGGAAAUUCUGUAAAAAUAUAGCUAUUCUUAGAGCUAUAUGAGUCCAGUUGAUAUUGACUUUGCUCAACCCUUAUACAUCUGAAUCAUCAGGUCUACUAUUUAUGAAACAGAUUAGAGGUGAAGACAGAUGGUAGCAAUUCCAUGUCUCAGGUUAUUCUGCAGUAACUAAUCGGUUGAUGGAUACCAGAACUCCUCUAAGACCUUUGACAAUUAAGGUACCUGCAGGUAAUAAGGCCUAUAUUCAAAAAAACCGCUUUAAAUUAAUCGCAAAUCGAUUGCGUUGGGUCCGCGGCUCCUAUUGGUCCAUUUACAAACGACAUUCGAACGGACUACCCGCGUUCCUCGCUUUCGGGCGUCAGUAAGUUAAAACAACUUGUGUCGACGGGUCGCCGCGUGUGAUAUUAUAAGGAUACAACGAACAAAAACUGAUUUUUAACAUCAUGCCUCCUAAAAGGGCACCUUGGUGCUAGGAGGAUUUAAUAUCAGCAUCUGUUUAACGCGGUACUCUGAGUACAUAUGGGGCUGCGGCAAGGUUUAAUAUUCCCAGAAGAACCAUUAGAAAUCAUGUUCAGAAUGGAAUCUUAAUAAAAAGACUAGGUCGUAAGUAAAUCUAUUUUAAAAGAAGAACAAGAAGCUGAUCUCGUUAAAAGAAUAAUAAGAUUUAGUGAAAUAGGUCUACCUGUGACUCCACGGAUCUUUCGUCGAUUGGUAUUCAGAUUCUGCGAAGAUAAUAAAAUUGCUCAUCAAUUUAAUACAACUUCAAAACUUGCUGGUAAAUACUGACUAAAGGCUUUUAUGAAGAGAAAUCCUGUAAUUUCUAAAAGAAAAGCACAGUUUAUGAACCAGCUAGAGCUCAAAAACUUAAUAAAUUUAUAGUUGAUGAUCAUUUUUCAAAAAUAGGGAAAAUGUAUGAUGAUCUUGAUAUAAUUAAUCACCCUGAAAGACUUUAUAAUAUGGAUGAAAAAGGAUGCCGCUUGACAACCUAUUCACCACCAGCCAACCGUUUUAGCUAAGAAAGGGGUAAAACGUGUUCAAUCGUCAGAACAUGCAGAGAGUGUGACAAUUGCAGGAUGUGUCAAUGCCCUUGGAAUACCAAUACCUCCUAUGAUUAUUUUUAAAGGAAAGAGGCUAAAGCCAGAAUUACAUGAUAAUUUGCCACCAGGAACUCUAGUGGAAAAAUCAAGUAAAGGCUACAUGACUAACGAACUUUUUAAAGAAUUCCUCAAGCACUUAGCCCGAUACAAAAGUCUAGGAAGGUGCCUCUUAGUUUUUGAUGAUGCAGCUAUUCAUCUUGAUUUGUCAAUUGUUGAUGUUGGAGACUCACUUGAUAUAGAUCUCUACUGUUUGCCAUCGAAUACAACACAUGAGCUUCAACCCCUCGACAAAUCUGUAUAUCGUUCAUUUGAGCACCCUUGGGAUAAUGAGGUAUUAUUAUUCUUGGAUCAGAAUCCUAACAAAAAGCUGACCAAAUCACGUUUUAACAUCAUACUUUCAAAUGUUUGGUCUAAAUGCAUGGCACAUAGUAACAUUAUAAACGUUUUUAAGGCUACUGGUCUAUUUCCAUUAAAUCCCGAGGCAAUUCCAGAAACAGCAUUUGCUCCUUCAAUUAUCUCAGACGUACCGGCACCGGAUGAUACCAACAAAGAAAAUAGGCGUCCACCUGAAUCUCCUCAACCUGGUCCGUCUGGAAUGGCAUCCAACAAGUCUGGCAAAUUUUCCUAUUCCAAUGUUUACUCUUCUGACUCGGAUUCGACUGAUGACUAUAUCCCUCUUGCUGAAUUAAAGAGACGAACAACAAAAGUCACUUCUUUUAAUGAGGUUUUGCCCACACCAGUAAAAACUAAUGAAAAACCUAAAAAAAAUCGAAAAAAAGCUCUAAACUACAAAGGAACUCCAGUCACUAGAGAUCUUUUUACCGAGGAGAACAAAAGUCGUGCCAAAUUGAAUAAAGAUAUUGAAAGCUCCAGGGAAAAGUUAAGUACCGAAUGGUAUUGCCAUGGAUGUAUGGAAGACAGGCAGGCCGAUAUGAGGCAGUGCAGCAAAUUUCUUAAAUGGUACCAUGAGGAAUGUGUUGGCUUAACAGUCAAUGACAUGGAUGAUUUUGAGUGUCCCGAUGGCUGCUAAACUUCGCCCAAUUAACGAGUUGUGUCAUUUUUAUGUAUAGGCUUUAUUAAACCUUCAUCGGAUAAUAAGGCCGAUUUGCGUUAUUUUUCUUAAUAUUUAUUUUUUCUUUUCUAGUUUUUUUUUUAAGUUUGUUAAAAUUAAUAUAACCAUAUAAGCACUUUGGUGUAUUAAACUAAAUAUUAACAU